Messenger RNA from Peniophora sp. CBMAI 1063, 1125 nucleotides. Lineage: Eukaryota; Fungi; Basidiomycota; Agaricomycetes; Russulales; Peniophoraceae. The record is from the annotation of a GenBank genome assembly.
AUGAAGUCCUUCGCUCUUCUCAUUUGUGGUUGGCUCGGCACAGUAUCUCUAGUAUCGGCACAGUACAACUUGGUCAAAGAGUACGCUGGGCAGGGCUUUCUCGAUGACUGGACGUUCUAUGGAGGCAUCGACAAUCUGACCUGGGGGAACGCAACCUUCGUCGAUGCCACCACUGCGGCCACUAAAAAGCUGGCUUAUGUCGACGCCACAACGAAUCACACGAUCCUACGCGUAGACAACUCAACGAAAGUGGCACCGGGCACCCCCCGAAACUCCAUACGUAUCAACUCAAAUGACCUCUAUGGUGUUGGUAGCGUCUGGGUUGCUGACUUCCUUCAUGUUCCAUUUGGUUGCUCGGUGUGGGGUGCCUUCUGGUCUACGGCUACAUCGGCAGAGCUGGCACCUGCGGUAUGGCCUGCUGGCGGAGAGAUAGACACGUUCGAGGCGUUCAACUUAGAGAAGAGCAGUCAAUUCACCUUGCACACGGAACCCGGAUGCAGCAUCGCGAACUCUCCUCUGGCCAACUCGACCAACUGUGACAGUUCCACAGGCGGACCCGGCUGCACGGUAACAAACGCUGACCCACGCUCGUACGGGUCUGCAUUCUCGCAGGCGGGUGGCGGUGUGUUUGUGACGGAGCUCGCCUCAAACGGAAUCAACAUCUGGUUCUUCUCGCGGCCGGAUGUACCUGGCGCCAUAUCUAACAGCAACGGGUCUGUAGAUACAUCAGCGCUGGGGACGCCGACAAUUGUCUACCCGGCAUCUAGCUGUGCCGUCGACUCGCUGUUCAAGCCGCAGAGCCUGGUCUUCGACAUCACUCUGUGCGGACCAUCCCUCGCGGGCAAUCCGGCCAUCUUCAACAGGACAUGCCCUGGGACAUGCUACUCAGACUACGUCCUAGACUCGAGCAAGUACGCGGAUGCGUACUUCGAAGUCGCUUCCGUUCGCGUUUUCGCGCAGCCGAACGCUACUGUAGUGACGGCGUCUUCUGGGCUGAGCUCAAGUGCUGCAGGACCCUUACCGACUGGCGUUCAAUCGACGAGCGGGGCUGUUCAAGGACGGAUGUUCGAUCCAUCGGCGAUGCUCACAAUCGCAAGCGCGUUCAUUAUGAUCAUUAUGAUAUAG